AUGGCUGCCAAAACGGACGCCCCCGAGCUCACGCUUGAUGCCAACUCGCAAACCGGGUUUUUCAAGUGGUUCAAGAGCCUCGAUCAGGACCCCAAACUCCUGCGGUUCUUUGACAGGAAGGGCUUCUAUUCCUGCCAUGGAGAAAACGCGCUGUUUGUGGCGCGCACCUUUUACCGCACCACAGCCGUCGUCAAGUACCUGGGGGCGGCCGGCGGCGGCGCGGGCGGCGGCGCCGGGACGCCGCCCCCAGGGGCCGCGGGCCUGCCGUCGGUGACGCUCAACCGCCAGCUGUUUGAGGGCGCUCUGAGGGACCUGCUGCUGGAGGGCGGCCAGCACAGCGUUGAGCUGUGGGACGGAUACGGCGCGCACUGGAAGGUCGCAAAGAGCGCGUCCCCCGGACGGCUGUCGGCCUUUGAGGAUGAGCUGUUCAGGGGCGGAGAGGCGGCCGACGCGCCGCUGGUGGCAGCGGUAGCGCUGGGGUACUCGGAGGGGCAGAGGACGGUGGGCGCAGCAUUCCUCGACCCGGGAAACAGGCGCCUCGGCGCCUGCCAGUUUGUCGACGACGAGCACUUCUGCUCCCUGGAGGCCCUGCUCGUGCAGCUGGGGGCGCGCGAGGUCGUCAUACAAAAGCCGGCCGACGGCGAAAAGUCCGACAAGGGCGGCGGCGGCGGCGGCGCGCCGGGUGCGGCGGGUGCAGGCGCAGACGCGCGGCGGCUGGCGGAUGUGCUGGACCGUGUGGGGGCGAUGGGCAGCGAGCGGCCGCGGGCGCUGUUUGCGGCGAAGCACCUGGAGCAGGACUUGGGGAAGCUGCUCAAGAGCGAGACCAUAGAGCAGCACCGCGAUGUCCUGGAGCGCCCCCAGGCCUGCGCCGCGCUGUCCGCGCUGCUGGCCUUCACGGAGCUCACGGCCGACGCGGCCGCGCUGGGCAAGCACACGCUGGCCCUGCACGACCCCGGCAGGUUCAUGCGCCUGGACGCGGCGGCGCAGCGCGCGCUGCACGUUUUCCCGGCGCGCGGAGACGCAAACGGCACAUUCAGCCUGUACGGCCUCAUGUGCCGGGCGCGCACCGCCAUGGGCAAGCGGCGGCUAAAGGUGUGGCUCAAGCAGCCGCUGGUGAACGCCGCCGACAUCGCGGCGCGCCUGGACGUCGUCGAGGCACUCGCGGGCGACGCCACACUGCGCGACGGCGUGCGCGACGCGCUGCGCGGCAUGCCGGACAUCGAGCGGCUGACCCGCAAGCUGGAGGCGGGGCGCAUCAGCCUGUCGGAGCUGUGCCAGCUGUACCGCGCGUCGAGCGCGCUGCCGCGGCUGGAGGACGCGCUGCGGUGCCACGAGGGGCCCGCGGCCGCGCUGCUGGCGGAGCGGUUUGCGUCCCCCCUGGCCGCCGCCCAUGACGACGAGCACCUGUCAAAGUUUGAGAUGCUGCUGGAGGCGUCCAUAGAUCUGGACAGGGUGCCCGAGGAGUACGUCAUCUCCGCCAGCUACGACCCCAAGCUGCAGGCCCUGAGGGAGCAGAAGGACGCGGUGGAGGACGACAUCCAGGCCAUUGCCACGGCUGUCGCCAAGGACCUGGGCCUGGUGCUGGACAAGACCAUCAAGCUGGAGUGGCACAAGGCCGCCAACACGCGCACCCGCUGCCUGCGCAUCACGCAGAAGGAGGAGAAGGCCGUGCGCAGCAGGCUGCAGGCAAA
Molecule: messenger RNA, 1691 nt
Organism: Monoraphidium neglectum
Lineage: Eukaryota; Viridiplantae; Chlorophyta; Chlorophyceae; Sphaeropleales; Selenastraceae
Product: DNA mismatch repair protein Msh2
Exons: 13
Biological process (GO): mitotic recombination; mismatch repair
Cellular component (GO): MutSalpha complex; nucleus
Molecular function (GO): mismatched DNA binding; ATP binding; ATP-dependent DNA damage sensor activity
Source: RefSeq, a predicted model, not a curated record